GAAGCCGAGGACGUCGGGUGUUGUUCUCUCUCUUUCUCUCUCUCUCUAUUAACUUUCUAGAGAGAGAAAGAGCCAAUCACAAAACAAUACCAAAAUUUCAGUUCUUCUAGUUCUUUCUUUCUUUGAUUAUUGCCGAGCCCGAAAUCGUCCCGUGUCUUUGCCCAAAGUCACAGACAGAGAAUCAAGGUCUGAGGACCGCUUCAUAUAGAGAAUUUUUUUUUCUUUUUUUUUGUGGAGAGAAAAGCAGCGGGGCACCGAUCUCAACGGCGAUUGAGUAGAGGGGUGUGUACAGAUGGCCACGCUUCAGACUUGGAGGAAGGCUUAUGGUGCUCUCAAGGACUCCACCAAAGUCGGCCUCGCCCACGUUAACAGCGAUUUCGCGGAUUUGGACGUUGCGGUCGUCAAAGCUACGAAUCACGUCGAAUGUCCACCCAAGGAGAGGCACAUCAGAAAAAUUUUGGUCGCCACGUCUGCGAUCAGGCCACGAGCCGAUGUUGCCUACUGCAUUCAUGCGCUCUCGAGGCGAUUGGCGAAGACGCAUAAUUGGACGGUGGCAUUAAAGACACUCAUAGUUAUCCAUAGAGCAUUAAGGGAGGGUGAUCCUACUUUCCGGGAAGAACUUCUUAAUUUCUCACAGAGGGGACGCAUUCUCCAACUGUCCAAUUUCAAAGAUGAUUCAAGCCCUAUUGCUUGGGAUUGCUCUGCCUGGGUACGUACAUAUGCACUGUUUCUAGAGGAACGACUUGAAUGUUUUAGAAUUCUGAAGUAUGACAUUGAGGCUGAGCGCCUCCCCAGACCUGCCCAAGGGCAGGAGAAGGGUUACAGCAGGACCAGGGAAUUGGAUAGUGAAGAACUAUUGGAACAGUUGCCUGCUUUGCAGCAGCUGCUACAUCGUCUUAUUGGAUGCCGGCCGGAGGGAGCUGCUAUUGGCAAUUAUGUGAUACAGUAUGCACUGGCUUUGGUACUCAAAGAGAGCUUUAAAAUUUAUUGUGCUAUUAAUGAUGGAAUUAUCAAUCUUGUUGAUAAGUUCUUUGAGAUGCCCAGACAUGAAGCUUUUAAAGCCCUUGAAAUCUAUAAACGAGCUGGCCAGCAGGCUGGGAGCCUUUCUGAUUUCUAUGAAGUUUGCAAAGGUUUGGAACUUGCUAGAAAUUUCCAGUUUCCUGUUUUGCGAGAGCCUCCACAAUCUUUUCUUGCAACCAUGGAAGAUUAUAUAAGAGAGGCACCACGGAUGGUUUCUGUUCCAAAUGAGCCAUUGCUUCAAUUGACAUAUAAAUCAGAAGAUGCUCCUUCUCCUUCUGAAGACACAAAAUUACCUAGUGAUGAUGAACCCAAGCUAGAGUCUUCAGAAAAUGUUGAAGACUCCAGUGUUGAGGUUGCUCAUCCUCCCCCUCCUCUCCCGCCGAACAACUUGGAUAAUGGAGAUCUACUGGGAAUAAAUGUUGUUGCUCAUGAUGCAUCUGCAAUUGAGGAAAGCAAUGCUUUGGCUCUAGCCAUAGUUCCAUCUGGGUCUGCAGCUGCUGCACCAACAUUUGACUCCGGUGCUUUUCAAGCAAAAGACUUUGAUCCUACUGGAUGGGAGCUUGCCCUGGUGACCACUCCAAGCAGCAAUAUUUCUUCAGCGAAUGAGAGGCAAUUGGCUGGCGGACUGGACACACUCACUUUGAACAGUUUGUAUGAUGAAGGAGCAUACAGAGCUGCCCAGCAGCCUGUUUAUGGAGCUCCAGCCCCGAAUCCAUUUGAGGUACAAGAUCCAUUUGCUGUAUCUAAUGGUGUUGCUGCUCCUCCAGCAGUUCAAAUGGCUGCGAUGGCUCAACAGCAGCCCAAUCCCUUUGCUCCAUACCCUACCUACCAGCAGCAGCAACAGCAACAGCAACAUUUGAUGUUUGGUCCACCCAAUCCUUUUGGGGACACAGGGUUUGGGGCAUUUCCUCCCAACACUACUACUGCUCACCCUCAAAAUAACAAUCCUUUUGGAAGCACCGGCCUACUGUAACGACAGUUUGGAACAUCUACAGAAUGUAAUCUUGGUGGUUCAGUUGAUUUUCUUUUUGUAUUUGAGGCGAGUAAAGCAGUGUGGUUUCUUGUAUCCUUUCCACACCAUUAGAUCGAUUAUUGGUUUGGGGCAUGGAUCAUUUGUUUGUCUGGAUUAUGAAAGAUGGACUCAAUGAUUGGAUACUGAAAGAUGUAUAAUGAGUAAAGAGGAAUGGUUGAUUAUAUCGUCAUCAAAUCACUUAAGCUA
Messenger RNA from Vitis riparia (riverbank grape), 2239 nucleotides. Its product is annotated as putative clathrin assembly protein At2g01600. The transcript has 15 exons. Gene Ontology annotation, cellular component: clathrin-coated vesicle; clathrin-coated pit. Lineage: Eukaryota; Viridiplantae; Streptophyta; Magnoliopsida; Vitales; Vitaceae. The coding region runs from base 293 to 1993 and encodes 566 amino acids. The record is from RefSeq and is a predicted model, not a curated record. Gene Ontology annotation, molecular function: clathrin heavy chain binding; SNARE binding; phosphatidylinositol-4,5-bisphosphate binding. Gene Ontology annotation, biological process: vesicle budding from membrane; clathrin-dependent endocytosis; clathrin coat assembly.